AUGUCAUCUGCAGUUACAACAUCAGCUGGGAGUCAACAACCAACUGUUAUGGAACUUUUCAAUAAAAGGCAACAAUACAAACCAAAUUCUGAGAGAUCGAGAAUCAGGAGGGUUGUCUCUUACUUCCAUAGAAGUACAACAGCAGCUGCAAUAUUGCGUGACAAGAUUAAGCUUUUGGGCUUGCGACAAGUAAAGCUAAUACAAGACGUAUGUACCCGAUGGAAUUCAGCUGUUGACAUGGUUGAAAGGUUUCUUGAACUUCAACCAGCCAUUUACACAGCCCUUAUGAGUAAAGAUAUUCGUGCAAAGGAAGUUGACAUAGCUACUUUAAGUGAGGUUGAUAUCGGUCUUGCGGAAAACAUAAUGUCAGUGCUGAUUCCAAUUCGCACAGUGUCAACAGCCCUUUGCUCUGAAUCUAUGCCAACAGCUUCUCUGAUACUGCCUCUUCAGAAAAAGCUUAUCAAGGGGCUUUCAGUCAAAGAUGAUGAUAUGCAAAGCCAUCUCACAACUGAAAACUGUACUCUGAUCUUCUACCAUACCUUGAAUGCACAACACUACUUGAUCCAAGGUUCAAGACAUCCUGCUUCUCAGAGGAAGAUGCUUUUUCCAAUAACAAACAGAGUAAUCUCUGAGGCUGCUUCCACACAGAAGGUUCUAGUUAAACAGGAAUCUGACACCAGUCCUAUAUCUGAUAUGGAGACAACAGGGGCACAGUCUGAACCAGCAUUACCACAGCUUGAGCUAGAAGGAGGUGUUGAGACCAGCAGUCAGAAAGUAGAACCUCAGCAGUCAGGAUUAGCAUUACUUCUUGAAGAUGUAAUCAUUGUAAAAACUGUACAGGGAACCAAAACUAAAAUGGAUCAAGCAAGGGAGCAAAUGGAUGCCUACCUACAAAUGGAAACCCUGAGUUUAGGUGCUAACCCAUUAGUCUGGUGGAAGGACAAUGAAUGGAAAUUGCCUCUUCUCGCUAGUUUAGCAAGAAAGUACUUAUGUGUUCCUGCAACAAGUGUCCCUUCAGAAAGGGUGUUUAGUACUGCAGGUGAUAUCUUGUCUGCACAACGUGCUUCACUGGAUGCUGACAAAGUAGACAUGUUAAAUUUUUCUUAA
This is a messenger RNA of Ruditapes philippinarum (Manila clam), 1107 nucleotides long. Its product is annotated as E3 SUMO-protein ligase ZBED1-like. Gene Ontology annotation, molecular function: protein dimerization activity. The record is from RefSeq and is a predicted model, not a curated record. The transcript is spliced from 4 exons. Lineage: Eukaryota; Metazoa; Mollusca; Bivalvia; Venerida; Veneridae. The coding region runs from base 1 to 1107 and encodes 368 amino acids.